AUGGCAGACCGAUCGCUCCAGUACGUGACUCUGGACGUCUUCACAAGCACCAAACUACAAGGAAACCCCGUGGCGGUUGUCCUUCUCACCGGCGACGUAGAGCUCCCAGAAUCAAAGAAACUCCAAAUCACGCGCGAAUUCAACAUCUCCGAGACGGUCUUUCUCCAUCCCGCGGUUCAUGGCCAGCCUCCUCGGAUCCAGAUCUUCACUUUAUCGGGGGAAUUGAACUUUGCAGGCCAUCCGACCAUCGGAGCAGCGCAUUAUCUAUUCCAGAAGGAACUCUUGACAGGGCCUCUUCCAAGUCCUAGUCCUCCUAGUUUAACUCUAGGGGACGAUAAUUCUCUAGAUAUAGACACCAAGGCGGGGCCCGUUCGCGUACAAUUCCAUCCUGCGGAGAACACCGUCUCGGCGGAUAUCCCGUUCAACUUGCAUGUGCAUUCCGGAUGCGUACGGAAAGAUGCUCUUCUUGCUACGCAGCCGAGGAUAGCAGGAGGAGGGGAUAAUAAUCCAGAUACGGAUCUAUCGAAGGGUAUGCGCAGUGACUACCCGCUUGUGUCUAUUGUGCGCGGCGUGACCUUUGCCCUGGUUGAUCUAUCGGAGGACCUCAUGGCGGCGGUCGCAGCGGGGGCUUCACCCGCUGUAGAGCUGGAUAGGGACUGGGCGCCGUCGUUUAUUAGCACGAUGUAUUAUCGAAGGAUGGUGAUGAGAGGCCAGGAAGAGACGGAAGAGGGGACUGUGGAAAGAUUGCAUGUGCGCACGAUUGCGAUUGGAUUCGAGGAUCCGGCGUGUGGGAGUGGAGCUUGUGCAUUGGCGGCGUAUCUCGCAUUGCAGAGGGGAGGGAAAGGCAAGAAAUAUCGGUAUCAAAUCGAUCAGGGGAUGGAAAUCGGACGAAGAAGUCGCAUUGUCGUUGACGUGGUGCUUGAUCGUGAGGGGACGGGCGUAGCGAAGGUGAUCAUGACUGGGGAGGCGACGGUUGUGAUGGAGGGGAGAUUGCGAUAUUGA
Messenger RNA from Aspergillus tanneri, 1002 nucleotides. Its product is annotated as PhzF family phenazine biosynthesis protein. The transcript is spliced from 3 exons. Bases 1 to 1002 code for a protein of 333 amino acids. Gene Ontology annotation, biological process: biosynthetic process. Gene Ontology annotation, cellular component: cytoplasm. NCBI's taxonomy places the organism in Eukaryota, Fungi, Ascomycota, Eurotiomycetes, Eurotiales, Aspergillaceae. The record is from RefSeq and is a predicted model, not a curated record. Gene Ontology annotation, molecular function: isomerase activity.